Xenopus laevis (African clawed frog) is the source of this 3266-nucleotide messenger RNA. It is a transcript of the gene hsf4.L, whose product is annotated as heat shock factor protein 4. Gene Ontology annotation, molecular function: DNA-binding transcription factor activity; DNA binding; sequence-specific DNA binding. The transcript is spliced from 13 exons. Gene Ontology annotation, cellular component: nucleus. Lineage: Eukaryota; Metazoa; Chordata; Amphibia; Anura; Pipidae. Gene Ontology annotation, biological process: regulation of DNA-templated transcription. The record is from RefSeq and is a predicted model, not a curated record. Bases 173 to 1642 code for a protein of 489 amino acids.
UUGAUGCUAACAAUUUAGUGCUGAGUGGUCAACAGUGUGACCUGGUUGUGUGAAUCAUCUGCACUUGCUGUCAUUGUGACACUGUGACCUUGUGUACAUGGGUCCCUCUCCGUUAUCCCAACAACUGGACCACCUCAGAGGCAUGGAGUGUGAGUAACAAACACCUAUCAACAUGCAGGAAUCCGCCAGCUCCUUGGCAAUGGAUGGGUACUGUAGCAAUGUGCCAGCUUUCCUCACCAAGCUGUGGACAUUAGUGGAGGAUCCUGAAACCAGCCAUCUUAUCUGUUGGAAUGUGAAUGGAACCAGUUUCCAUGUGUUUGAUCAGGGAAGGUUUGCCAAAGAGGUGUUACCCAAGUAUUUUAAGCACAACAACAUGGCCAGUUUCGUGAGGCAGCUGAACAUGUAUGGGUUUAGGAAAGUGGUGAAUAUUGAACAGGGUGGCCUGGUGAAGCCGGAACGAGAUGACACUGAAUUUCAGCAUCUGUACUUCCUGCAGGGACAUGAGCACCUUCUAGAACACAUCAAAAGGAAGGUUUCGGUAGUGAAGAAUGAGGAGACAAAACUUAGGCAUGAGCAUGUCAGCAGGCUCCUGUAUGAGCUUCAGACCCUUCGAGGACAACAGGAGAGUAGCGAUUGUCAGAUGCAAGACAUGAAGCAGCAGAAUGAGGUGCUAUGGCGUGAGGUUGUCUCACUCAGACAGAACCAUUUGCAACAGCAGAAGAUAAUAGACAAGUUAAUGCAGUUUCUAUUUGGACAGUUACCUCCAGGACCAACCAGCACUGGGAUAAAGCGAAAGAUGCCAUUAAUGUUGGAUGAUGGAAACUCUACCCUCCCACUGUCUAAAUUCAGCCGCCACCUGCCAGUAAAUGCUCUUCAUGAUCCUUAUUACAUCCAAUCGCAAACAAUGGGCUCCACGUCAGCUCUGAACAGCCCUGCUCUUAGUGCCAGCCCAAUCAUAUCAGAUGUGACAGAUGCUCCACCCACUAAUGCAGUUAAUGGAUCACUCUAUUCAGAUGGAGAACGGAGUAAGUGCUUGCUGAUGAUUAAGGAGGAACCCAUCAGUCCCAGUAUCAAUGGGUCAGCUGGGCAGGAGAUGUCUCUGGACAACUGUAGCAUUUGCACAGAUCCACCUGUUCUCCCAGUUGCAAUGGUUCAGUCUAUAUUGGAAGGAAAGGAAAGCUGCAGCCCCCCUCAGAUGUCAACAUCCCAGCAGAUGGAGGAGCAGAGUAGAACAAAUCCACAGGAGAGGUCUGAGAUGCCAGACUCCUUGGAUGGAUCUGAAGUUAGUUUGGAGGGGUUGCAAUUACUGCUGAGGAGUCAGCAAUACAAUAUCGACUCUGCUGCUGUCCUAGAUGUGUUCAGCUCUGGCCUGUGUGUGAGUGAGUGGAGUCUUCCAAAUGUGGACACAAGCUCAUCACCGAUGCAGCAGCUUGCCAUAAAUCUAGAGAAAAAUGUUUCUGACCAUCCACCAAAGGGACUGAAUACACAGUUUACCAUCACUUGUCCAGAUGAAAUGGCUAAUAUGGCAGCAUCCUCCUCUCUAUUUGCUGCUGAAGAAAAUGUAGUGUCCUACCUCUCUUCGGGUGAUCUUGCAGAUGAGACUUCCCUGAACUUACAGCAGCCAGAUGAGCAGAACGAGUGAUGCAUUUAUAUGGAUUCAUACAUAUGUCUCACUUUUACAGUAUGCCUUCAUGAACUGCAAGUUAAAGAGGGCAAAUAAACCUGCUGCAAUGUGUAGUUAUACACAGGGCUGGAUUUAUAGAAAGGAAUGUUCAGAGGCAGUAAACUCUUUGCACAUGUUGUAGAAGGGAGAGCGUUACUGUAUUUACAUAUUGCAAUCCCUGUUAAAGACCUGUUCCUAGACAACAAACUACAGAUGGAUUCAGAGAUUUUAAGGGAAACAAGCACUGCUUGGUGUUUAGAAUAGUGCUGCAUAUUUUAUUUAAGGUAUACAAGUGCAAUAUUGAUUACAAUGAUUAUUUAUAUUUACAGGUUUCCUAUAAUAAUUUUUGUGUAUUAAGGUGGCCAUACACAGGCCGAUAAAAGCUGCCGACAGACUGAGUCAGCAGGUUUAUUGGUCGGUGUAUGGGGCCCUCCAACGGGCUUCCCCAAUCGAUAUCUGGCCAUAAAUUGCUGGGAGUUGAAGAGGACAAGUCUGAAAUUGAUUUGCUAUUAUUUACCUAUUUCCUCUUGUUUUGCUAUUUGGUGGCUCUUUCCAAAUUUACAUCCUCUCCAACUUUCGACUUGAAGGAUUCAGUAGAAUAUGAUGCUAAUCAGAGUAUAGUGGCAAAUGUAAUAAGCCCUUUACUCCUGGGUUGAGUUUUUUAACACAAGUACCAGGACUAUUUUAGUUAGUAGCUCUCAGUUGUGCAGGGGGUCAUUUACAGUAGCAGUAUGAUACCAAUAAAGCUAAUAUUUCUUCACCAAUACUUGUACAAAUGUUAUCCCUGAAAUAGGGAAUAACCAUGAAAUUUUGUAUUGAAAACAACCAUGACAUGUUGCAUUGAAUGCAGAAGCACUGUGCACACUGGUGUGAAUGACCCUUUAGAGCGCACUGAUGGCAAUAAAUGCACUGUGGGCAUUACACUUUUGAUUUGAGGUGUUUUUACUUAUUCUGUCCCUGCUAUAUUUUGUAGUAGAAUCAUUUUCAUCAAUAUGGGUGGGGGGGGGGAAUAUAAGUGCAGUACAUGCACAUAUAUGAAUGUAUGCAAAGAAAAGGAUGCAGGUAUUCCGCAUGUCACAUGAUGAGAACAAAUCUGAUGCAUAAGUGAUAAGUGUAGGGGCCUGCAAUCUUUUGCACAGGGGUUUUAUUUUUUUCCUUGUGGCCUUGCAGUGAUUACUUCCGCCCACAGGCUUUUAUUAAUUUGCUCUUUUUGAAAUCAAACCCCAAUGAAGGAAUGUAGGGGUACAAUUGAAUGUACUAAAUAACCUGCCAUGGGUCACUGUGGUAUCUUGGAAAUGCUGGCAUUUAUUUAUUUAUUUUUGUCUAUAGUGAUUAAGGCAGAUAUAGAUAUAUCCAUUUGUUUUCUUUACAAAGCUGAGCUUUGUUUUUAUUUUCUAAAUAUAUAUUUAUAUACAGAUAUUAAAAUGUGUGAAUGCAUACACUACAUACUGUAUAAACUAUACUAAACUACUGUCACACCAACCCUGACCAUCUGGGCUUCUAUUUAUGACGCCUCGAUUUUCUCUGCCCGCGUUUUGGGAAUACUUGAAUUUUUAGAGGAAAAAAACCCUUGCAUUUUUAGAGAUUUAUUAUACCCCAAAGC